CUUGUCAAACAACAAAAGAAAUCAAACAGUUUUCAUAGAACAUAUAAAACUCACAUAAAUUACAUUUAACUUGGGAUUUGUUUUGUGUGAAAAACUAUUAAAGAUGCCGCGACUCUUUCGCAGUCUCUUCUCCGAUCGCUACAAUGGCAACUAUGAGCAAUUCUAUGAAAAAUAUGCAGCAAUUUGCUUAGCCAUACCAAGCAUGACGCCUAUGCCGCGCCUGGUCGCACUGCAGGGGCACGGCAAGGCCUUCUGCCACUUCUACAAGACGCCAAAUAGCGAGCAUAAGGGCGCUGGCAAGAAGUUUCACUACGGCAGCGGGGAGCCGAGCAGCGAUUGGCGCGCAGCCGACAAUGUGCCCAUUGUGGAGCGGCGUCGCAUGGAGGAGGUCAACGAUAUACAGUUGAUGGACCUUGAGUUGAACGCGAGCGGAGAUUUCAGCCAUACCAUCUGGGAGCUGGAGCUGCCCGGCGAGGAGCUGGCCAUAUUUGCAAAGCAGAAACAGGGAAAGAAUGGCGUCACCAAGCUGGGCAGAAUCAAGAUGCUGACCAAGACCAAGGGCCGGCGCAAGAAGGCGGAUAUGCAAAAGCGCGACGAGCUGCUAAUUCAAUGUAAUCAGGGCAUGGUCACUCGAUCGCCGAGGGUGCAGCUGGCCGAGCGCUCCAAGCCGGAGCUAUUGAAGAAGCCAACAGAUCGACGGCGUCUCAAGCAGCCGGGCGAGCAGUUCCUCUGCGGCGAUUGCAACAAGAAAUUCGAUCACUCAUGGAUGCUGGUAGCACACAAGCGCACUCACACGGGCGAGAAGCCCUUCGUCUGUCCCGAGAUGAAUUGCCAGAAGAGCUUUGCCGAUCGCUCGAAUCUGCGUUCGCAUCAGCGCACCAUGGGCCACCAUCGCUGGGAGUUCCAGUGCGGACAAUGCGGCAAGUACUUCAGUCAGGAGUGCUAUCUGAAGCGACAUUCCUUGGAUGCCUGCCGCAAGUAUCUGCUCUCGGUUAGGCUGAAGAAAUAAGGAAACG
This is a messenger RNA of Drosophila hydei, 1016 nucleotides long. RefSeq names its product zinc finger protein 432. The record is from RefSeq and is a predicted model, not a curated record. Lineage: Eukaryota; Metazoa; Arthropoda; Insecta; Diptera; Drosophilidae. Gene Ontology annotation, biological process: regulation of transcription by RNA polymerase II. Gene Ontology annotation, molecular function: RNA polymerase II cis-regulatory region sequence-specific DNA binding; DNA-binding transcription factor activity. The transcript has 3 exons. The coding region runs from base 104 to 1009 and encodes 301 amino acids.